This is a messenger RNA of Rhea pennata, 2764 nucleotides long. RefSeq names its product pannexin 3 (gene PANX3). The record is from RefSeq and is a predicted model, not a curated record. NCBI's taxonomy places the organism in Eukaryota, Metazoa, Chordata, Aves, Rheiformes, Rheidae. Gene Ontology annotation, cellular component: plasma membrane. Gene Ontology annotation, molecular function: wide pore channel activity. Bases 1019 to 2284 code for a protein of 421 amino acids. The transcript has 5 exons. Gene Ontology annotation, biological process: positive regulation of interleukin-1 production; cell-cell signaling; monoatomic cation transport.
CAGCCCUUCUGCUGCCGCUGGGCUCUCAAAUUUGGAGACGCCUCCGUUCAAAAACCAAACAUGUUUUGGCAGUGGCUGUGGAUUUGUUUGUUUGUUUGUUUGUUUUUGCCAUGCUGAGAGACCUGCACAGAGCCACGGCAUCGCGAGCAGUUCCUUGGCUUGGCCAAGCCUCUCAGGGACUCUCUCUGCUCGGCGCUGUGGGAGAUGCCAGCACGGGGCUUUCCAGCUAGCCGAUCUCUGCUCGGCAGUGGCGCCGAAGCCCUGCUUAGCGACAGGGCCCCAGGGUGGGGGUGGGGGAUUUUUCCUCUCCCUGCCGCCCCCCCUGAUUUCCAUAUCUCUUAUUUUUGGAUCCUGUUAUCUGGAUGCCUCUCCCUCUGAAGCUUGCCGCCUCGUCCCCGCUCUCGUGUGGGCUGGUGGUCCCUCGGAGCCAGGUUCCUUCCCCCGCGCGGCAAAGCCUCGCGCCGCCGCUGAGAGUGGGGCGAGGAGGGGGGGCGAGCGGAGAGAUUGAGAAGCUGCAGUCCGGGGGAACCAGAGCUAAAUUAUGCCCCCCCCCCCAAAAAAAAAACCAAAACCUCCCCCCAAAAAUGCAACCUCGGUACACGAGGUGAAAAUAGCUCGGGAGCCCCACGCCCCUGCAGCACGCUGCUAGAAAUACAUCUGCUUAUGAGAGAGGUGAGUAAAACCACAAGGAGCCGGGCCACGAGGCGGGCGGCUGUGGCCGGGCAGGAAUGCCGCCUUCCCGGCCGUUGCUGCGCUGCCCCGGUGCUCGGAUGGCUCUUUUUAUCCCCUAUUUUGUGGGGUGCUAUUUGUGUCUUCCCCGGGGAGAGGUUCCCCCCCCUGUAAUUAUCAGUCGAUUUAACUCAUGGUCUAAGCUGUCGUUUGCAGCCGCCCAGUACGUAACGCUCGGCGAACGACUCCGUUGGCUCUACAGCGUCGCGCCUCAGACGGUCCCGGAGCCCCCAGCGGUAGCAGCCGUCUCCUCUUCGACGUGGGCCGGCCCGUGCCGCCGACCGCCAAGAUGUCCCUCUCGCACACGGCCGCUGAGUACAUGCUCUCCGACGCGCUGCUGCCGGAUCCCGACGGCUCCCGGGCCAAGGGCCUGCGCCUGGAGCUGCCGAGCGACCGCGUGCUCAAGUUCGUCACCGUGGGGCUGCCGCUCUUCCUCGUCUCGCUGGCGUUCGCCCGCGAGUUCUCCGCGGGCUCGCAGAUCAGCUGCUUCUCCCCCUCCAACUUCACGGGGAAGCAGGCUGCCUACGUCGACACGGCCUGCUGGGAAUCGCUCGUCCAUCACAGCUUCGACACCGAGGGACAUGCCGUCGCCAAGUCCCUCUGGGCUCUCAAGGUCUUCCCCUACUCGCUGCUCGUCGUUGCGGUGCUCAUGUACCUGCCCUACCUGCUGUGGCGCUACGCGGCCAUCCCUGCGCUCCACUCCGACCUCCUCUUCAUCAUCGACGAGCUGGACAAGUCCUACAACCGCUCUGUGCGCCUGGUGCAGCACAUGAGGAAGGUCCAGCAGGCCAGCGCCGAGCCCGAGCGCUUCUGGGAGGAGUACGAGAGGGCCCGUGAGGAGAGAUACUUUGAGUUCCCGUUGCUCGAGCGCUACCUCACCUGCAAACAGCGCUCCCACUCCCUGGUGUUCAUCUACCUGCUGAGGAACCUGCUGCUGCUCUUGUUCUUGGCUGCCACUUGUCUCUACCUGGUCUUCCUCCACCUCAACAUCUUCUUCCAGGAUGAAUUCAGCUGCUCCAUCAAAACGGGGCUGCUCCAGGCCGAGGCCCAUGUGCCCCCGCUCAUCCCCUGCAAGCUGGCCUUUUUCUCCAUCUUCCAGCUCAUCAGCUUCUCCGUCGGCAGCGUCUAUGUCCUCCUCGUGCCCGUCGUCAUCUACAACGCCUUGCAGCUCUGCCAGUGGGACAAGGGGCUGCUCUCCGUCUACGAGAUGCUGCCCGCCUUCGACCUCCUCAGCCGCAAGAUGCUCACCUGCCCCAUCAACGACCUCAACGUCAUCCUGCUCUUCCUGCGGGCCAACAUCUCCGAGCUGACGUCCUUCAGCCGCCUCAACGCCGUGAGCGCCCUGCGGGAAGCCACCUCCAACAAGCAGGACAUCGAUACCGUCAUCGACUUCAUGACACUGCUGGCUGGGCUGGAGACCACCAAGCCGAAACACCAGGCUUGCGCCCCGGAGGUCGACCGCACCACACUGCACUCCAACGGCGAGGCCCUGGAGAUGAAACCCAGGGCAGAAGCCAAGGAAAAAGCCGCCAGGGACUCGCUCGGCUCCGCCUGACUCCGGCGACCUGCGGUGGCCAAGCGCAACCCAAGCUCCGUGCGGCCCGUUUGGGAUCCGGUUUGCCCCCUUUCCCCGGUGCUGGCGUCGCUUGAACGCAUUAAACUCGGGUGGUGUCUGUAACGCAUGGCUCCGGUGACGGCACCCAGCGUCGCUGCUGGGUCUUGAGAUCUUUCUUUACGUACAGAGUUAAAGGGAUGGAGGUUUGAGCCCUUCAUCUCUGGCAAAAAAGCAUUUUUUUUUUUUAAAUCACCUUUCUGUGCAGAAACUCUCAGCUGUCUCAGUCAGAGCGUUGGGUGCCGCAGAGCGCCCGAUUUCAUAAAACCGGGGGGAACGGGGGCUAAGGGGCCACGUGGGAACAGCCCAGCCCUGGAAGGAAAAGGCCUGAAGAAUUACACAAACCUUUAUUAAACGAGAUUUCCUGCGCCUACGGCACUCGCUACGCUAACGAAGCACCUUGCCCCGUGCGAAUCGCUGCCC